Messenger RNA from Gadus morhua (Atlantic cod), 2065 nucleotides. Its product is annotated as tetraspanin-10-like. Gene Ontology annotation, cellular component: membrane. The record is from RefSeq and is a predicted model, not a curated record. The coding region runs from base 78 to 824 and encodes 248 amino acids. Lineage: Eukaryota; Metazoa; Chordata; Actinopteri; Gadiformes; Gadidae. The transcript has 9 exons.
UCCUCACACACUCCUCAUCUUCACACACUCCUCCUCACACAAUCCUCUCAGGCAGGCAGCUGGAUCUCCUCGUCACCAUGGGUAAAAUCAACGGCUGUCUGAAGUGCGUCUUCUUCCUGCUCAACGCCGUGUUCGGGAUCUUUGGAGGUUUGAUGGUAUUUGGACUUGUGAAGGCCCAAGCAGUUGAACCACAGCUGCCCAGCGCGGUGGGCCAUUGGCUCUGGGUUGGACUGUGUGUGUUCUCCUUGGGGAUGCUGAUGGUUUCCAUCCUCGGCGGGACGGCCGCCAAGACCGAGAAGACGGCACUGCUCAAAGUGUUUGCAGGUCUGGAGGUGGCCGUAAUGAUCAUCAUGAUGAUCUUAGGGAUCGUCAUGGCUUCCUGCAGAAACAAGGUAAAGGUGUCCUUUGAGAACAUCUCUCCUGACAUUGUGGGAGAGAUGAUGGCAAAAAACAAUAUACGAGAAAUCCUCAACGACGCCCAAGAGCCGCUCCAGUGCUGUGGCUUUAUGAGCUAUCAGGACUGGGGUAGCAGCAUCCCUGGAUCCUGUAAGUGUUCAGAAUCCACUUUCUGCACAAACCGCCCAGGGAACUUGGAAGGUCCAGCUAUCAUCUACUCCAGGCCGUGCCUCCCCAUCGCGUCUGACAUGCUGGAUCUGGCCUUGACGGUCUCCAUGGGUGUCUUGUUUGGCUUCGCUGUCACCGCUCUCCUCUGCCUUGGGGCAAGCCUCCUGAUGAUUGGUCAGAUCAGGCGUCACGACGGCGGCCGCGGAGGACAGGCCAUCGCCAUGACGGCUCCUGGGUACAAGCUAACCCCUGGCAUCUGACCUUUGAACUCACGCCUCAUUUCUGCUUCUGUAAAUGAGUCCUGCGCUAUGAUGUCAAUAGUUACAUGAUGUCAAUAGUUUCACUCGUGUUCCCAUUAAAGAAAACAAUACAUUCGUUCCUCACCAUUAAGGGUUCCAUGUGUUCAUUCUCCUGUUACAAUGUACCUCGUUUCAGUGACUCCUCCCCUCCAUUCCUGUAAGAGGACAGGUUGUCUCCUCCCUUCUAUGCAUAUGUAAUUAGCUGUAUACCCCUCCCCCCUAUGCAUAUGUAAUUAGCUGACGAAGGUCCUUACUGCUGGGAGGUUUCUGUCUCGUGACGCUCCAGACCGACGCUCCUCUGACCUCAGACAGCAGAACCUCCUCACCCGUCAGACCGAGGCCCUGCGUCGCUGCCUCAUGGUUCUAACAUGGAGCACUUCAGGCAGGGGCUCCUUUGAAGGACUGUUUUUUCCUUGCAUGAUUCUUCACGGGCCCUGAGCCUGCUGAAGAGUAGGAGGAAGUUGUGUCUCAGUGGGCCACUCCCCUUCUCAGUAGGCCACUCCCCAUCUGAUUAGGCUACUCCCCUUCCCAGCCGGCCGCUCCCCUUCUCAGUAGGCCACUCCCCUUUUCGUUAGGCCACUCCCCUUCUCAGUAGGCCACUCCCCUUCUCAGUAGCCACUCAUCAGUGUUACGUUAAUGCUACUAGUAUAGCAGUAGUAUUAAGGUGAUAUACUGCUAGUAUAGCAGUAGUAUUAAGGUGACACAGUUAUAUUAGUAUAGCAGUAGGAUUAACUUAAUAUAGUACUAGUAUAGCAGUAGUAUUAAGGUAGUAUUGUACUAGUAUAGCAGUAGUAUCAUUGUAGUAUAGUACUUCUAGUACAGCAGUAUUAAGGUAGUAUAGUACUAUUAUAGCAGUAGCAUUAAGAAGUUAGUAAAGUAGUUCUAGUAUAGCAGUAGCAUUAAGGUAGUAUACUCUAGUAUGGCAGUGGUAUUAGGUGGUAUAGUUGUUCUUCUACAGCAGUAGUAGUUAAGUAAUGAAAAAGAGAAGCUAGGCACAGUGUUGAGUGUUUGAUUCCCCAGAGAGAGAGACACCGUAUCGAUACUAAAACUCAUUUACUACGUCAAUAAUGGUUUCUUUCUGUCCCAUUCAAAGGCAAUCUUCCACUUGUUCAACACAGAGAGGUGUUGUCGUGUGUGUCUGCAGGUAUUGAAGUGUCUGCAUGUGUGUUUAUAUCCCAGUGCAGUGGCGGACUCAGAAAAAA